This is a messenger RNA of Camelina sativa (false flax), 1197 nucleotides long. The record is from RefSeq and is a predicted model, not a curated record. Lineage: Eukaryota; Viridiplantae; Streptophyta; Magnoliopsida; Brassicales; Brassicaceae.
AUGAAUGUAUCAACAGCAAAGAAAAGACGGUUGGAGAGGAUAGCAAUUCGUUCACAGAAGAAAAAGAAACCAAGAGAAGAUCAAAAAAACAUUCCUAAUUCUGAAGGCAAGUCAACAUCACCAAUACAGCCAAACAGAGUUUCUCCUAAUAUCUUGAGCGAUAUAACAAAUGAACAUGAAUCUCCAAGAAUGAAACAGAUGCGUAUUAUAAAAGAGACAAAAGCUAAAAGAAAGAAUGGAGAAUCAUCUUCUGCUUCACGUAAUAACUUGGAUGAAAACGUUGAAGAAGCAUAUAUGGCACCUCAUUUUGAAUCCAGAAAUGAUAAUCCCAAAGUAGCUCCAUCUAAAGACCAUGCAUCAUCAUCACGCUCACUUAACUCACUAUAUAACCCAGAAGUAUAUGAUGACAAUGGAGAUGCAACCUACAGUUGUGAGCAUUGUGGAGCUUUAAUGUGGUACAACGGGCGAAUAGACAAAAGAAGCAAAAAAUCUAAUCCAAAGUUUUCACUAUGUUGUAUGCACGGAAAGAUUGAUCUGCCACUAUCACCAGAACCUCCCCAGAAACUUAAAGAUCUCAUGUUCAAAGGUGAUGAAAAAAGCAAAAAUUUCAUGGAGAACAUUAUACCCUAUAAUUCAAUGUUCGCAUUCACAUCCAUGGGUGGACCAAUUGACACAUCAGUGAACAAAGGACGCGGACCAAAUGUUUACCGACUUCAUGGUCAAAAUUGUCAUCGGAUUGGAAGUUUACUUCCUCCUCCAGGAAAAUCUCCUAAAUACAAUCAACUCUAUAUACAAGACACUGAGAACGAGAACCAGAACAGGAUUGACGCAUUCAGUGAAAAGAGAACAUGCAAAUUACCAAAAUCAAAAAUCCUACGAGAUGAUAUUGUGGAAGAUAUCAAAAACAUGCUAAAUAAGUUUAAUCCAUACUCGAAGAUUCUGAGAACAACAAAAGAUCGUGCUCAAAGUGGUAAAACAUACAAUCUUCCUACUACAUUAGAAGUUGCUGCCUUAUAUGUUGGGGAUUUCGAUCUAGAAAUGGAGCCAAAAGACAUUGUUUUGGAAAUAAUGGAAGGGAAAUUAAAAAGAAUCAUUGAACUUCACGCUGGAUAUCUUCCAUUACAAUAUCCACUUUUGUUUCCUUUUGGAGAAGAUGGUUACCAUAUUGAUCUAGAACUCAAGAGGACUACAACAUGA